UUGCUGUCAUUGGCAUUGAUUUUGAGCCAAUUUUUGACAUUAAUUUGCAUUUAAUUGUCAUUUUGUGACCACUUUUUACACUUAUAUUUAAUUUAAUUAUCAAUUGAUUUAUAACUCGUUUGUAAUUAUUAUAUAAAAUGACAUCAAAUCGUGGUUUGAGUGAAAGCAUUGAGACUGAGUUGGAAGUGAUUGAAGCCAUUUAUUUAGAGGACAUUACCGUUGAAGUGAACCAAUCGGCCGAUCGUUUGGCCACUAUUUGUGUCAACGUAUGCCCGAAGACCGGCCACAACACUGACCAUCAGUUGGUUCGGCUCACUCUUGUGAUUGGCAUUCAUCAAAAUUAUCCCAACAAAUGGCCGGACAUUGAGUUUAAGAACAUCAGGGGUUUAACCGAUGAUAAGAUAGAGAUAAUAAAGUCAUCGAUUGAUUCGGUCUGUGAGGAGAAGGGAUCGGAACCAAUGCUUUACGACAUUAUCGAGAAGGCGAUGGAUGUGUUGACAACACUAAACGAUCCAAUGGGCAAUCGGUGUGCCAUAUGUUUGUACGACUUCACCACCAAUGAUGAGAUAAUGCGAAACGAAUGCUUCCAUCACUUGCAUUGUCGCUGUUUCGCUGAUUAUGUGUCCACUAAAAUGACUCAUAAAACACAAGAAUUAAAUAAUAGUAAACGAACGGUCAGUGUAUCGGAACUUCUAGUUCAGUGUCCCGUCUGUCGGGUAGAUCUGAAGACCAGUGAUUUAAGAGGAUAUGUGGAUCCAAACCAAUACUCAACACCCGAUUUGUCGAACGAGCCCUUAGAGGACGAGUCGGUGAUCAUAGAAGAGGCCAAAAAGAAUGUCACAAAAUUCCAUCCAAUUUAUGAAAAACAGCUCAAAAACGGCGGAAUCAUUGAUAUCGAGAGCGAAAAGAAUAAAUUCUUUAUUAGGAUAUCGGAGAACAAUGAAGAGACUGAUGUUUCCUGA
Medioppia subpectinata is the source of this 962-nucleotide messenger RNA. The record is from the annotation of a GenBank genome assembly. Lineage: Eukaryota; Metazoa; Arthropoda; Arachnida; Sarcoptiformes; Oppiidae.